ACCGCGCGCACUGCUGCAAUCACUUCGCAUCGAUAAUUAUAUCGUAAGAUUAUUCGGUUGUUGUUGUUGUUGUUGUCGUCGUUAUUAUAAUUGAAGAUGCCGCCUAAAACGAGCGGUAAGGCAGCCAAGAAAUCCGGCAAAGCCCAAAAGAACAUCUCCAAAUCGGAUAAGAAGAAGAAGAAGCACAAGAGGAAGGAGAGCUACGCUAUUUACAUCUACAAAGUUCUGAAGCAGGUGCAUCCCGACACCGGUAUCUCAAGUAAGGCCAUGUCUAUCAUGAACUCCUUCGUGAACGAUAUAUUCGAACGCAUCGCCGCCGAAGCAUCACGUCUCGCGCACUACAACAAGAGAUCCACCAUUACAUCGAGGGAGGUUCAGACGUCCGUGAGACUGUUGCUGCCCGGCGAGUUGGCCAAGCACGCCGUCAGUGAAGGGACCAAAGCCGUCACUAAGUACACCAGUUCCAAGUGAAAUGUUUCGUUAUUAAAUAACGAAAAAAAGAAAACGUUAUAACAUCAUCAUAAAGCAACACUUAUAAUAAUUAUCACCUAUCAUAUAGGUGUAUAUGUGAUUUUAUAAGAUUA
This is a messenger RNA of Danaus plexippus (monarch butterfly), 584 nucleotides long. Its product is annotated as histone H2B. Gene Ontology annotation, molecular function: structural constituent of chromatin; protein heterodimerization activity; DNA binding. NCBI's taxonomy places the organism in Eukaryota, Metazoa, Arthropoda, Insecta, Lepidoptera, Nymphalidae. Bases 97 to 471 code for a protein of 124 amino acids. The record is from RefSeq and is a predicted model, not a curated record. Gene Ontology annotation, cellular component: nucleosome. The transcript has a single exon.